GUCGCGAUGGAUGGGUAGGGUGAGACUGAUGAGUAUUGUGAGCAGCGAGAGCGAGCACUCGAGCAGUGCUGACUUCAUAGAUGGUUCAGUCCCCUUGUUGAAUUGUCACAAUAUUAGCAAUCGGCAUCAAAUUCAGCAAUUUUAAGCAAUUCAGGCAGUUGUAAUCGGCAACGAGUUACUCGAAAACACGCGACAGGCGUGACUGAUCGCGGAUGACCUGGCAUUGCGUUCGUGAAAAGAAGCUUCCGCGCUUAUCCGAGGACGAGGAACAUGUAUACCGUAUCAAAAGGACCUAGCAAGAUUGUAGCGAAAACAAGACGAGGAAUCAGUCAGAAUCUCGAGAGACUGGAAACUUUACGUGAUUUGACGAGGAAAGCCGAUAUCGAAGAUGACCACGACGAGAUCAUCUGUCACGUACCAAAGCCAGUCUUCCAUAUGAAUGGAAAAUCUAAGUUUAUCUCGCAGCGACAUCAGAUGCAACAAGUUAUCACGCCACAGCAUGAGGAACUUAUCAAAUUUAUUUACGAAUCAUGGAAUCAAGUUAAUACACGGCAAAGAAGCGAAUGUUGCAAUGAUACGGAAUGUGCAGAACUUUGCAGUCCUAAGGAUUCGAUAGUAUAUUACAAUGAUGGUGAACCAAACGAUAGUCUGCAAGACUUUAAACCAUUUGAUUUGGAAUCUUGGUGGGGCAAACGAUUGUUUAACAAUAUCACCAAGUCGCUCUGAGAUAUUCGUAUACAACUAAGAUUAUUUUUCCAAGGACUUGUACUACUU
Molecule: messenger RNA, 774 nt
Organism: Cyphomyrmex costatus
Lineage: Eukaryota; Metazoa; Arthropoda; Insecta; Hymenoptera; Formicidae
Product: protein FAM195A
Exons: 7
Coding region: 271-726 (151 amino acids)
Source: RefSeq, a predicted model, not a curated record